CGCAUUCGUCCCGCUUUGCGGCGGCAGUACUUGACGGCAGCGGUGUCCGCCCUCGCCCCUCCCCCCCGCCGGCGUUGUCGGGGUAACGGUGAGCGCGUGGACUCGAUGAAGAUGAGGAAACCACAGCACAGGAAGAUUAAAUAACCUUUACCUGCAAUCACACAGCUAGGAGGUAGUGAAGCAGAUUCCUGCCCUGGCACGCUGGCUUUAGAGUUCCUUCUCUUAGCCACUUGCAUCUGGAGUGCAUAAUAGACCCUUGACUGGGAACUGCUGUUGCCAUUGUUAUUCAUCAGCUUACCUUAAAAAUUGGAAGGUGAUUGACAUCCCCAGCACCUCUGAUACUAGGAGCCCCUGAAUAGUUGAACUUGAAAAAUGGCAGAAGCAGUUUUCCAUGCCCCAAAGAGGAAAAGAAGAGUGUAUGAGAGUUAUGAAUCUCCAUUUCCAAUCCCUUUUGAUCAGAACUGUGGACCUAAGAAAGAUUUCAAAAUGUUCCACGCCGAAAUGAUAAACAACAAUGUCAUUGUGAAAAACGCAGAAGAUAUGGAGCAGCUGUAUGGGAAAGGUUAUUUUGGAAAAGGAAUCCUGUCUAGAAGCCGUCCAAACUUCACAAUUUCAGAUCCUAAGCUGGUUGCUAAAUACAAAGAUAUGAAGACAAAUAUGCCUAUAAUCACAUCAAAGAAAGAGAAAGGAACAUCAAUGGGAGAAAGAAACAUUGAUCUCUCAUAUGUGCCCCACUGGGGAUGGAACCUACAACCUAGGUAUCAGCGUAGUGUAGAAUGGGCCACAAAGCUCAUGCAAAGACAGGCUCAUGAUGAGAGUACAGUGCAUAGAAUCCUUGAAGAUUACACAAAACCACUUGAGCAUUUUUACAUCAAAAGGAAUGAAGACAUUCCAUUGCCUGAUGAGCCGAAUUCUGAAAUAGUUUCCAAAACAGAAGCCACCAUGGAUAAAGAGACACUUUCUGUGAUAAAUGGGGACUCGGGAAAGUCAGAUGAUAUUGAGGAUCCCAGCAAGCAAUCAGGCUGCCUUCAGGAAGGCCGUGGGCAUGACCCACUAACUGCAAAUGGCUCAGAUGAGCAUGUGUUAGAGGUCACUGCAGCUCUGCCCCAAGUCCAUUGUGGCAAACAAGGUGUUCUCCUGCCCCAUGGUGGCACUCGGGACAGCAGCCAACAGGCAGGUCUCUGUGCCAGAGAGAGAGGCCCUGAUGACGAGUAUGUGCUGGUGGAGGAAGUCGUGUGUGAUGAUGUGAGCGAGAGGGAUGAUGCCCCAGAUGAAUUGGCACAAGAAAAGAUACUAAUAUGCAGAAGAAACCCAUAUAGGAUCUUUGAGUAUUUGCAACUCGGCCUAGAAGAGGCCUUCUUCCUGGUCUAUGCUCUGGGAUGUCUAAGUAUUUACUAUGAGAAGGAGCCUUUAACGAUUGUGAAACUCUGGAAAGUUUUCACCAUAGUUCAGCCCACAUUCAGGACUACCUACAUGGCAUACCACUACUUCCGAAGCAAGGGCUGGGUGCCCAAAGUAGGACUAAAGUACGGAACAGAUUUACUGCUCUAUCGAAAAGGACCUCCAUUUUACCAUGCAAGUUACUCCGUCAUUAUCGAGUUGGUGGAUGACCAUUUUGAGGGUCGUCUUCGCAGGCCUUUCAGUUGGAAGUCACUGGCGACCUUAAGCAGAGUUUCAGUGAAUGUCUCCAAGGAACUCAUGCUGUGCUAUUUGAUUAAACCCUCUGCCAUGACUGACAAAGAAAUGGAGUCACCAGAAUGUAUGAAAAGGAUUAAAGUUCAGGAGGUGAUUCUGAGCCGUUGGGUUUCCUCGCGAGAGAGGAGUGACCAAGACGAACUUUAACAAUUCCACCUCUUAUUUCUGAUUUCACCAACAAAUAUUUAUUGAGUCUCCUACAAUAAGCCAAGUUCAGGGCAAGGUAAAGAGUCCUUUUAUUGUAAUUGGCCUUUAAUUUAAAAGUUUUAAAGGGCAUGGUGCUCCCAGAACCAGAAAACUGUUAGUGUUUGAAAAGAUAAAAUUACACAGGAGAGAAAAAUAGCCCCGGGCGGGGACUUCAGAUUCUGUCCUUGAGUCACACUGACUGUGACUGGCCUGGAGCUCCUGGCCUCUGGGCCUCACUCCAUCCUCAUCUGUUCAGUGAGGACAUUGAGUAGAUGAGUCACGAGAAGACUCGUCUAGCGACAGGGAAGUUCUGUGUUACUCUGAUUGUAUCUGAAAAGGAUAAUAGUUUACAUGGAUGUGGCAUGCUACAGUUCUCAAAGCAGCACUUUUAUACACAGGCACCUCUCAUUGCCCACAUCCAGUCAGCUCCUGGAAGAGGGCUGGAAAGCAGCCUUGGGGACUGCAGGACGCUAUGUCCCCUUAAUGUAAAUGGAAAACAUAACAUGUCUCUGCUUGUCUGAGAACUCCAACCAAUUACUCAAGAACAUAAAAAUCUAUUUAAUGUUUAACAAGGAUUUCUGAAUCAUAGAAAGCAUUUAAAACAAUUACCUAGUUAUUUGUCAGUGAGCUAAUUGGUAGGCAUGUUGGUGUAGAAUAUAAAAUAUUAUGCAGUAUUAGGUAAAAAUUGCAUCUUGCUUCAGUGAACUUGUUAUGAAGUAAAAAUAGGUGGUGAAGUAAUAUAUGAAGAUACAUAAUGAGUGCAGUUAACAUUUAGGAAACACAAUAAACAAAGCCUUUUCUUAACUGAUUAGAUUCCAGUGAAGAGUUGCCUGAGGCCUGGUAUUUGGAGGCAAGAAGAAGGAAAUGGACAGAGGGUGUGGGGGUGAGGUGAGCGAGCCAAAGGGAGCCGGUGUGGGAGUGAGGGGACACGUGUCUGAGACUCAUCCACUGUCCGAAUUCAGGACACUGACGGACAGUCUUCUUGGCACUAAAUAUACCAGAAGUAGAUGGUUAAGAUUCAUCUUUGGAAGCUGAGAUGAAAAAGAAACAACAAAAAGAAAUAAAUGGGUACUUGUUUGCACUCCCUUGCAUGAUCUUAGAGCUCCUGAUGGUCUAAGAAUCUCUUAUAGUUGUGUUUUACUGCGGUAGUUCUGUUCACAUCAUAACCCUGUGCUCUCCCAAUGAAAUCAUUAUGUCCACAUGCUUUACAUUUUAACGAUUUGGCAUGCAAAUAAACGGGGCUCCCCUUCCUCCCCUGCCUCAGACCAAAAUGGCCAUCAAUUUGAAAAAGCCUCUUAGUAAGUUCUUUGCUUUUCAUUAGUGAUACUAAUAGUUCUUCAGCAUUGUUACUGUUCACUUUGCUUACUCCAGGCUCCUUAGCAAAGUAAAAGACUUCACUUUGAAUCAUCAAUUUCUCAUCUCAAAACCUUUGAUGUCGAUCUUCCUUAUUUCAUUGAUCAUUUGUAGUGACACUUCUUUGCAAGCCUAGUCAGUGCAUCAGAUGCCUUUAUGGUCAAAACUCUUCCAUGAAUCCUUCAUCAAAGUAUGAUCUUUCUAUCAACAUUCCACCUCAGAUGCUUUAACAUCAGCUAAUAUGCAUCGAAGCUUUUUUUUUAUCAUAAAGGCUUCAAUAAAGAUGUAGAGAAGCCAAAAGACUGCAUAGAUACUUGUAACUGAAGGCUCUAGAAGACUGUCCAAAGCAUCAUCUUUAGUCAAAGAAACCUUGUAUGAAGGAUUUCCCUUCUUUGUGUAUAAGAUUUGAACACCGUGUAGCAGGCCAUGCACUCUUCAGCGGUACCUGAGGGCACUGGGGCUUCUGGAAUGAUGCACCAGCAAACAUUUUGGUUGCCAGCUAAAAGCAGUAUUAGCUUAUCUUUGGAAGUAUUAAGUCCUAGCACUUUUUUCUUACCUUCUGAAACAAAUGUUCCAGAUGGCAUUUGUUUUCAAAAUAAAGCUCAAAUUCAUUCA
This is a messenger RNA of Phyllostomus hastatus (greater spear-nosed bat), 3849 nucleotides long. It is a transcript of the gene TSEN2, whose product is annotated as tRNA splicing endonuclease subunit 2. Bases 373 to 1842 code for a protein of 489 amino acids. The transcript is spliced from 14 exons. Gene Ontology annotation, cellular component: tRNA-intron endonuclease complex. The record is from RefSeq and is a predicted model, not a curated record. Gene Ontology annotation, molecular function: nucleic acid binding; tRNA-intron lyase activity. Gene Ontology annotation, biological process: tRNA splicing, via endonucleolytic cleavage and ligation; tRNA-type intron splice site recognition and cleavage. NCBI's taxonomy places the organism in Eukaryota, Metazoa, Chordata, Mammalia, Chiroptera, Phyllostomidae.